Molecule: messenger RNA, 2500 nt
Organism: Drosophila eugracilis
Lineage: Eukaryota; Metazoa; Arthropoda; Insecta; Diptera; Drosophilidae
Gene: Egfrap
Exons: 6
Coding region: 520-1794 (424 amino acids)
Source: RefSeq, a predicted model, not a curated record
CCUAUUGAAUGUGCAUCAAAAUUUAUGUGGCCUUUUUUAGUCGUUUGCGUUGAGUCAGCGGAAGCGAACGUCGUCGUCGGAGUAGCAGCAGCAACAUCGCAGUAAAUAUCGCAGCAACAUCAGCAGCAUUCGUCGUAUGUUGCUAGUUUUCGGUUGGAAAAUUGCAAAGGCAAAGAGACAGGUUGCCAGGCGGAUUAAAAUUGCAGCCUAUUUCGUAACAGUUAAAAAGUGUGUGUGUGUGUGUGUGUGCUUAGUUUAAGCCAUUGCGAAACUAGUGUUGACAAAAAAGAAAAAUAAUAAAAAAAAAGAUCAAAGAAACCAACAACUUUAGUGACCCCAAAAAAAUUAACAUAAAUUAAUUGAUUUAUGCCUGUGACCUUUGGAAGUGAACUGCUGUGAACACCUGUUGCUUUCGAUGCUUCAGGAUGGCUGGAUGUUCGCUGGAAAAGUAAUAUUUAUAAAAGAUGAACUCAAUUUGAAGGAAAAGAAAACCUAAUAGUACCUAAAAAUCCAUUAUUAAUGACCAUGCAGGAUAUACGCUUACGCCUGGAACCACAGCACAGUACAGCCACAUUCAUAUCCUCCUCCUCAGCCUCUUUGUCCUCAUCCCAAACAGCUGAGACUACGCUGAUUGAGACAGCUGAGAAGUCGCCAACCAGUGAAGCAGCUGCCGGAACAGUGACAACGACAUCUCCGCAGCAUUAUUUCCAUCAUCAUCAUCCGCCGGCGCUUCCGCAUCCGCAGCCUCAGUCCCGCCAGCCGACGAAUCCGCAUAGUCACACGCAUCCACAUCCGCACCUUCAACGUCGUCCGGUGGAGCAAUUGCAUCUGCUGCACAGCCACCACGAUGUCCAGGAGCUGUCCGGACAGGAGCAUCUACAUCCGCAUCCGCACACCAGCUCCCACCCGCAUCCACAACAUCUGCGCUCGCCCAGCUCCGAGGAGGAUAAUUCGCCCACUGAAAUGAAUAAUUGCCGUCGUUUGGUGGAUAAGCCGCCGCUGGUGAAACGCCUGACCAUGGGUAUCGGCCUGCUGCGGGGCACUGAGGAUAGUCGCCCACUUGUGCACAGCACCUGCGGCUCCUCCCUGACCUCUGGAUCCGGGUGUGGGUCCACUCAGACCAUCUCCGAUGGCUAUGUGAACGAGGCCAUCUGCGAGCCGGACAAGUACGUUGCCAGCAAAUUUGGUGACUCCUGCCGGCAAUCGCUGUCCGCUCUGGAGAGUGCCACCCAGCGAUUGCAGGUUGAGCUGCCGGCCAGCAACAAGAAGUAUCUAAGGGAGACGUGCAGCGCCAACUCCAGUCCAAAAUUGUUUCCUGCCCACGGUUCCCUGCGCCUGGAUAAUCUCAGCCUAUCAGAACAGCAGGAGCUAAAGGGGGCUGCAUGGUUUCAAGCCGGAAUUCCCCGGGAAAUCUCGCUAGAGGUCUUAUCCCGACAGAGUCCAGGUGCAUUUCUAGUGCGCCAGAGCAGCACAAAGCCGGGCUGCUUUGCCCUAUCCCUUCGAGUGCCUCCUCCUUCGCCAAGGGUUGCCCACUAUCUGAUCCUGAAAACCCAAAGAGGAUAUAAGAUUAAGGGCUUUACCAAGGAGUUCAGUUCGUUGAAGGCGCUGAUUACGCACCAUUCGGUAAUGCCGGAGCUUCUGCCUGUUCCACUGACCCUGCCACGACCACCGAACACCCGAUCGCAGCGUUCCCAGGCCGCCUACGGAGGCGCAAGUGGGAAUGGGGGAGCUGACUUUGAGAUGUACGGCUCCCUGAACGACUUUCGCAAAAUGAUGGCCGAUUUGAAUGUGUGACCGCUGGGCGCACUUAAUUAAUUAAGUAAUUAUGUCACGUUGAUUGAAUUAAGCUGCCCGGCUUGUCACAUUGUCCGGGUCGAGACAGGAUAACAAUCUGUUUAAUUUGCGUAAUUGGCUGUGCUGACGACGGUUGACGUGGCUACCGACAAAUAGGGUCCAUGUCCACGUGCAUUUUGAACGGGCAAUGGCCUACCACCUGUCCGCCAGGUGCUUCAAAAAUUGCACAAAUUUUUAUUAAAAUUGAUAAUAAAAUCAGCUACGUGGGCGGCGUCUGUGGUUGCCACAAGGGGCGUGUGCAUACACAAAUAUAUGAAAUACGCUCAAAUCAUUUUCUGCGAAACUGAUUAAAAAAGUGCAAAAACAUGCAAUAUGUAUACGCAAACAGACAUCAAGUGAUUAUUAUUUUUCGCGUUUUUAUCAUUUUUUAUUCGUUUUGUAUGGUUUUUGCUGAGUGGCAGGUGCAUCAGACAGACAUCUGAAUGGGGCAGUCGGAUUAAAUGUUAAUGUUUGGGUAGGGAAAUCGAGAGGAGGCUGCCGGGAUUUGGAGUGCGGCAACGGUAUGGGUACAAUGGAUUCUUUUUGUGGUGCAUUUGAUGCACUGAUAAUGCAGAGAACUAGAUAGAUAGACUUAUACAUGAACUAAAUCAAUAACCAAUUAUAUUGUAACUAUAUGUAUUUUGUGUAAUAAAAAUAAUGGAAUAUA